UUGUUUAGGUCACACUGAGCCGGUCCUCAGCUUGCUUCGCCUGGAAAAAAUUGAUCAGCUGAAAAGUUUCUAGAAUUUCUGAAAAAAACUUCAAAGACAAUUUCACAGUAAUUAAACAUAAAAAAUAUUAAAAAGAGUUCUGUGCGGUUCAUAAUUAUUUACAGUGCAUACACGUAUGUAUUAAUACAUAUAUAUAUAUUUUUUAGAAACAACUAGAACGCUAUAAUAACAUAAACUAGCAUUUCGUGCGGCUUACGUGUUUCUUGCUAACUGUAAAAUUAUUAAAAAUAGUGCAACAAGUGUUUAACGCUUUUUUGUUCGAAUUGCGCGUAUCGGUAAGAGCAAGAGCGAGAGUGAGAUUGUGAUAGUGAUAGUGAUAGUGAGUGCAAGUUAAAGCAUUUGAAGCUAUGUCCGCUUCCACACGCAAUAAACACUCAAAGAUCCAUGGCAAUGAAAAGUUGGACAUAACCACGGAUGAGUUUGACCGCAUACGUCAGGCUUUAAGCAACGAAGAGUUUCGCAAAUUGUUCUUCGAUUACGUUGACGAAAUUCAAGAUCCGGAGAAUCGUAAGCUCUACGAGAAGGAGAUAACGCAGCUGGAAAAGGAGCGCGGCGUCGAUGUUACCUUUAUUCAUCCGCAGCCGGGCUUUGUGGUUAAAACGUCCAUUGAUGGUGAACUAAAGUGUUUCAUUAAUAUUGCCAGCUCCACGGUUGUGGAGCGGCCCAAUAAUGAGGUUUCGGUCAAUUCGCAAACUGGGCAGAAGGGUCUCAGCUGGUCCAUACCGAUGGCCCAGACACCGCCUCGCGAUGAUCUCGAUGCCAAUAACAAGCAAUGCAAAGUUUUUGAUGUCGUCUUCCAUCCGGAUGCACUGCAUCUGGGCAAGCGCAAUGCGCAGUUCCGUCAAUGCCUUAUAGAUACCGCACUGGAUGGUGUCGAGCGCGAGUAUAAGGUCAAUUUGGAUCGGGCCAAUCUCAAGUUUCCCAAGCUCGACUAUAAGGGUCUUGCGCGUCCUACCGUGCUGCGCAAAUUAUCCAAGGAUGCCACAGCCGAGGAACUCGAACCGCAUCCCCUCGAGCACAUGUACCCAAAGAAGCCGGCUGCAAACGCCGACCAGCCCAAGGUGCUGCCCAUGAAGACAAAAGUGACGCCUGCUCCAACGUUUGCCGUGCCCAAGUACAGCAUCAAGCACAGCCACGAUGUGGACCUGGCCGAGUACACAGACGAACUGGAUGCCAAACUGCAGGUGACUAUGCCACGUGCUCUGGUCGUUGAAAUCGAAUUGCCGCUGCUCAGCUCUACGGCUGACUGUCAGCUGGAUGUCACCGAGAAGUCCGUUUAUCUGCUCAGCGAGCGUCAAGGAGCCAAAUAUCGACUGAAGCUGGAUCUGCCGUACACGGUGAACGAUAAAGCCGGCAAUGCACGCUUCGAUACCGAGCACAGACGUCUGUGCAUAACGCUGCCCGUGGUGCGUUCCACGGCACGUGAACAGCGCAAUUUGCACGACACCGUGCGCGUGCUCACGCGCGAGGACAGCGGCGUGGAGCUCAACUCCAAUGGUGAAUCGCCCGUUGAAGAUGAAGCUGAAGCGGAAGUUGAAGCCGAUGCCAUUGUUGAGCUGCAGUCGCACGAUCAACGCGAUGUUUCCGAUGCAUUCCCGCCCACUGCCGUUGUUUCGCCCCGUUCGUUUCUGAAGGACAACCUGCACUAUAAGCUGCCCGCCUCGUUUGAUUGCAACAUACUGGACAAUGUGAUUGCCUUUGUGCUGCACGUGCCCAAUGUGCAACCGGAUUCUGUGCAGACACUGCAGCAGGCACGCAGCCUGCAUUUGCAAUUCGCCUCCAUGGGCAGUGGCUACUAUCCCACCCACUAUGCGUUCCUAGUGCAGCUGCCCGAUGGGCUUGAGCCGCAGCUGCAGAUCGAUCAUAUCGACGUGGAUGCCGCCGAUGAGAAUGUGGUCUUGAGACUGUAUAUGAAUGAGAACUGCAUGCUGCUGCCUAGCUAUCUGGCUGGACCCGAUAGCACUGAUCUCAAGGAAUAUCCAGUUUUUGGCCACUUUAACAACAACAACAAUAAUGAGAAAGAGUAUGAAGGCUGCAGCUUGGCUUCAGAGAAGUCACUGUAUAUUAACAUGGAUCACAAUGAUCUGGAGCAUGCAUUGGAGGUGAGCAUCAUGCCACAAGAGAGCACUGAUCCUCUAGAUAGUAUAGAGCUGCUGCAACAGCAACAACAACAACUGCAACAGCUGCAGCAGCAGAAGAAGCUAAACAAGAAGCAGCGCAAGCGCAACAAGAAGCAACGUUCGCUCUCUGAGUCUGCCUGUGAGGAGCUCAAGGCGGCACAGGAGGAGCUGCAGCUGCAGCACGAGAAGCAACAGCAGCAGCAGCAGCUGCCGUCGACACCCAAAGAUGCUUCGCCGGAGCGCUUGCAGAACGUGUCUCAACCGGUGGACACGCUAAAGCUGCCGCAGCGCAAGCAGCGCAGCUACUCGGAAUGCAAUGAGAGCAGCAGCUGUGUGCAGCGUGGCAUAUUGAAGCGCUUCAGUCGCUAUGGACCACGCCCCUCCAUAUCCGAUAGUUGCUCCUCAAUUGAUGAUUGCUCCUCAACAUAUUCGUGCUCAAUGGAUGCACCUGGUAUGGGUUUCUCACAAUCAUUUGGUGGCAUACCCGAGGAGCGUAGCGGAGAGGGAGAUGUAGGUCUAUCGGAGAGCUGCAAGAAGACUGUUAGAUUUAAUGAUCACAUCAUGAAGCAAGUGUUCAGGCUCGACUCGAGCAUACUGGGCCAGCGAAAGAAGAAUCAAAAGCGACGCGAUUGCAAAUUGCGCGCCCAACAGCGUCGCCUCAGCGAGGGCGACUCGGCGGACUACGAGGAGGUGGAGCAUGGCAAUGGCCAGCAGCCGCCCGCCCACAAGACCGCUGCCAAUGCACAGUAUUUCAAGCAGCCGAACAAUAAUAAUGGUCACGACCAGGACAAGAACAAGAAGCUGUCGAUGCACGAUAGCGGUCUGGACUUGACCAACAACAACAAUCACAACAACGAAGAGGAAACUAAACGCAAUGAGGCUGAUGCCAAGAAUGCCAUGAUGUUUGAAAUGGAUGACGAUGACGAGGAUGAGGAUGAGGAUAUGUAAGAGCACCUCGAGCGCUCGUUACAGCAACUGUGCGUGUGUUAUUUUUCGAGGAAAAUUUUAAAAAGGAAUUUUUGAAGCUACUUUUAUUGUACUGAUAUAUAUAUAUAUAUUUUUUUUUUGUGAAACAAGAGUUUCUAAUUGUAAAUGGUAAACGUUGUUUAUCUGCAAACAGGCGCUCAAUUUAAUAACCAUAUACAAUUGCAAAUUGUUUAGGUACACACCCAAAUACUAUAUAUAUAUAUAUAUAUGUAUAUUUAAACUAAGUGAAUAUAUAUAUAUAUAUAUGUAAAGAAUGAAGGAUAAAUCAGGGCUAACAACAAAAUCAAAAUGAACACAAAAAUUCACUUAUGUACAUGGUUAUAUACAUACAUACAUAAAUAAUUGUUAUUUAAUUUGGUUAAACAUAAAUUGGAAAAAUUGUUAAAUUGAAACGUUCUCAUAAUAAUUAAUUUUAGAUUGUACAAAACGCAUUACCAUCUGAUUAUACAUACACGCGCAUGCAUACAAAACAAA
This is a messenger RNA of Drosophila virilis, 3641 nucleotides long. It is a transcript of the gene Nop17l, whose product is annotated as Nop17 like. Gene Ontology annotation, biological process: axonemal dynein complex assembly. The record is from RefSeq and is a predicted model, not a curated record. NCBI's taxonomy places the organism in Eukaryota, Metazoa, Arthropoda, Insecta, Diptera, Drosophilidae. Gene Ontology annotation, cellular component: cytoplasm.